AGGGAACCUCACUUCGAAAGCGCAAACCUGCCCUCACCAUCGACAAACAGCGAUCUAAGAGUGCUGGACACUGGCAUUCGGGUCGCAUGAUGCUGGACUAGUGACAAACUUAUUUUGUCUAGGAAGCAUCCAUUGGUUACUCGCCAGUCUCACGAUUCAACCACCUCACCUCAGACUACCGUCUCCAAGCACCACGCGAAAAAUAUUCCGAUAUAUGCUCCUGGCUUGAGGUUUUUACGUCUCCUCUGGGGGGCCUGUACUGAAUAUGGCGGCCGCCACGGUGGAUAUAGGGUUCCUCUCUGGAUACCUGAACCUACCACAACCGUCACUAACAGAGGCUCUGGACUCACCAACCACGGAGCUUGUCAACGCUGUCCUUCUUGCUGUCAGCACCAAGGCUCGUGAACACCAGGAGCUUGAAGCAGAUAAACACCAGGUCGAUACAGAGUUGGAAGCGGCCAUACUUGGCUCAGAAGCCAGAACGAAAGACCUACAGCAAACCGCGGAUAAGGCCCUGAAGGAAGCAAAUGAACUCCGAGAGAAGCUUGCCGCUGAAGAAACCGCACGCGUUUCACUCGACACCGAGCUUCAACAACUUAAAUCCUCGUCAUUCACUUCAUCAUCAGAAGCCGACAGCCUGCGCGCUCGCAUUACCAGUCUCGAAGGCGCCAACCGCGAUACCCUCUCAAUUGUGGCAUCAAAGAGUGCUGCAAACGAUUCACUUGCACAAGAUCUCCAGAAACAACACCAGAAGGGCCUGGAGCUAAGCCAACAAGUAUCGACGUUGCAGCAAUCAGUACAAAACGCAAACUCAGCUCUGUCAAGCGCUAAAUUCCGCGAGCAAAAUGUGCAGCAGGAACUCGAGCAGGCCAAGAGGAACAACGAAUGGCUUGACAACGAACUGAAGACGAAAAGCGCAGAGUCCUUGAAACUCCGCAAGGAGAAGGGUGCACGGAUCGCAGAACUACAACGACAAAACGAAGAAGUCACCGCCAAUUUGGAAGCUGCGAAGCGCACCGAGACUGCACUGCGCACUCGACUUGAGGAGGUGCAGAAGAAGGCAGAGGAGUCCCUGGCUAAGGUUCAACAGCUCCAGGAAAUUGCCGCAAACACAGAAGAAGGGUUCAGACAGGAGCUAGAGAGUUCAAGGCGUCUCGCCGAGCUUCAGACGCAGCGAACCGAGACCCAAACCAACAGAUUGAACGAUCUAGAGGCGCAACUGGAUAAAGCAAAGGAUGAUUUGGCGGCAGAGGUAGCAAGGCACCAACAAGAUGCUGAGGCAGACUCCCAGGAGCGAGACAGGCUAGAGCACCGUAUCGCAGAGCUCGAAGCUGAAGUUGAUCGACUCGAGGCUGCUGCAUCUGCCACAUACCCUGCCUCUGUUCCAGGAACUCCAAGACAGGGCCUCAAUGGCUUAUUCCGAAGUGGUUCACCAGGUGUUUUUGCAACGCCUGGCUCGACAAGGAAGUCUACCAUUACUGCAACACAAGCAAUUGAAGAGCUGUACAAGGUUAAGGGUCAAUUAGCGACUGAACGACGAAGAACCGAGCGCCUUACAGCUGAAAUGGAGGAUAUGAUGCAGGGUCUUGAGGCAAAGCAGCCUGAAAUCGAGGAAAUGCAACAUGAGCACGAACGCCUCCAACAAGAGAUCGUCGAGAUGUCUAAAUUCGUCGACGUGACCGGCAAGGAAAGGGAUAGGGCGAAGAAGGAUGCAAGAAAGGCUCUCAGCGAAGCCAAGACAUCCCAGGCUGAGUUGGAGAUCCUCCGACAGCAGUUGCGCGAUCUCAGUGUCCAAGUAAAGAUGCUCCUAUGCGACUUGGAUGCCCAGCAAAGAGGAAUGGACUCCUUAACAGGGCCAGAGCGCAUGCAGUUGGAGCGUCUGGCACGCGGCGAAGUCAGUGAAGACGCCCUUCAAGGUCUCACUGACACGGACAAAUUUAUCAGCCAACGCCUCACAGUGUUCCGAAGUGUAAGCGAUUUACAGGAUAAGAACCUCGAGCUACUGACCCUCACAAGAGAGCUCGGCGCAAAGAUGGAGAGUGAGGAGGCUCUUGCCGAGAAGCACAAGGCCUCGCAAGACCAUGAGAUGGUGCAGCAACUGGAAAGGAAGGUCGAGCAAUGUAAUGACGAGAUCCGUUCCCUGGUUGCCAGGUCCGAAAGCUACAUCAAGGAGAGAGAUAUGUUCCGACGUAUGUUGCAGCACCGUGGUCAGCUACCUCCGAACUCUGACCUCGAAUCUGUUUUCGGCCAAUCCGUCAAUGGCGAGGUCGUAACCAGUGUCGAGACUCCAAACGCGAAGGACAGUGCCAAUUACGCAACUCUGUUGCGCGAACUCCAGAGCCAUUUCGACCAAUACCGUGAGGAGCAGUCUAUUGAUCGCCGAACUAUGAAAGAGCAGGCAGGAAAACUUGCGUCGGAGAAGUCUGCACUGCAGUCUGAGAUUGCCAAAAUCAACAGCCAACUUACACUCGCCAACGAGCGUUACGAAAUGCUUCACGCUAACUACGCCAUGCUCCAAAACGAAAACGGUGAGCUUCAAAAGCGCUCUCAAGUUCUUUCUGAAAGCGCAGCGAAGCAGGAUCUUAGGACCCAGCAGGUUGCGGAGGACUUGAUCGAGGCAAAGGGACUUGUCGAGAGUAUGAGAAACGACAUUGCCAAUCUCAAGGCCGAGAAGAAGCUGUGGACUGAAAUUCAAGGACGUCUCAACGAAGACAACAACAAUCUGAUGAACGAACGAAGCCAGCUUAACACUCUGCUCGCCAAACAGCAAAACCUACAAAACGAACGCGAACUGACAGAAUCCGAGUCGAGACGUAGAUUGCAGACGCAACUCGAGACUCUCGAGUCGGAGCUUUCUGCGACAAAACGGAAACUGAGCGAUGAAGUCGAGGACAACAAGAAGGCUCAAUUACGGAAAGAAUACGACACUCAACAAAGCCAGAAGCGCAUCGACGAGCUUGCUACCUCAUUAAGCACGAUCCGCGAGGAGUUGGUUGCAGCAAAAACCACUCGCGAUCACCUUCAAACGCGCGUUGAUGAGCUGACAAUUGAGCUGAAGAGCGCUGAGGAGCGUGUUGAGGUCCUUCAACCGAGACCAACCCCGCGACCGGGAGCUAACGGUACAACCGCUGGUGACGAGCAGGCAGAGCAGGAUGCCAUCAGCAGAGAGCAAGAGUUGGGCAUCGAAGUUUCAGAACUUAAGAGAGAUCUCGAAUUGGCGAAAUCGGAGCUUGAGAACGCAAAGACCCAGACCGAACAAUACAAGGGCAUUAGCCAGUCUUCAGAAGAGGACCUCCAGAAGUUCCAAGAAUCCCAAGAGGAGUAUCAACAGGAGAUGGACAAGAUUAUCGAGGAGAAGGAUGCCAAGAUCCGAGAAUUGCAGCAGCGUGUUGAUGAUCUCUCUACUGAGUUGAGCACCACGGAUACUGAGCUCAACAAUCUUCGCAACGAGAAGGCUGAGACCGCCCGCCGUACUGCGGAGGAUAAGGCUGUAUUGGAAGCGGAGAUUACGCGGUUGAAGGACGAGGAUGAGCGACACACUCUCGCCUUGCAGUUCCACCAGCAAGACUUGCGAGCCCAGGCGGAGAUUGCGACAAAGGCACAGCAAGACUACGAAAACGAACUUGUUAAGCAUGCCGAUGCCGCCCGACUUCUACAGGAAUUGCGCACUAGUUACAAUGUGCUGAAGUCAGAGUCAGCAGGCCUCAAAUCUGAGGCAGAAUCAGCAAAGGUGACUCUGAGCCAAAGUCAGGCCUCAUGGGAGGAGCGACGAAACCAAUUUGAGAAGGAGCUCCAGGAGCUGCGCCGCCGGAAGGACGAUAUUUCUUCCCAAAACACAAUUCUCUUGCAGCAGUUCGAAAGCGUUAGUGCGCAAGUCACGGCUCUGCAACAAAGCCGCGCUGCCGCAGCUGAAAAUGGCGACGCGGAAACUGCAGAGGCGACAGCGACUUCAGAUAAGACAGUUGAAGGCCUCCGUGAGCUCAUCACAUACCUUAGACGUGACAAGGAAAUCGUCGAUGUACAAUACGAGCUUUCCAUCCAAGAAUCUAAGCGCCUCAAGCAGCAAUUCGACUAUGCCCAAUCCCAACUCGACGAAGCCAGACUCAAGUUGGAUCAGGAAAGGCGUGCCCAAGCCGAUGGGUCCCGCAGCAACUUGGCUCAUAAAGACCUCAUGGAGAAGAUUAACGAGCUUAACCUCUUCCGCGAGAGUAGCAUUACUCUCCGCAAUGAGGCCCGACAAGCCCAAGCCCAACUGGCAGACAAGACAAAGCAAGUCGAGGAGCUUAUGGAGAAGAUCCAGCCCCUGGAGAACAAGGUCCGGGAGCUUGAGAAUGCCAAGGAGAUGCAAGAUGGCGAGGUGAAGCUCUUACAAGAAGACCGUGACCGCUGGCAGAAGAGGAACCAAGAGAUCCUCUCGAAGUACGACCGUAUCGACCCCGCUGAGAUGGAGCAGUUGAAGGCUUCGCUGGCUUCGCUUCAGGCUGAGCGUGAUGCACUUACAACCGACCAACAGCCACUUCAGGAGAAGGUGCAGACGUUGGAGGGCGAGAAGGCGCAGUGGCAGGUGUCGCGCCAGAAGCUGAUCGAACAGGCGAAGGAGCGUUCGCGUGUACUUACUAAGGAGAAGAACGAGCGAGUUGCCGAACGCACUGCUGAGAGAGAUGCUGCGAUUCAGGAGAAGGAGGCGCUCGAACAGCAGCUGUCAACCGUCCAACAGCAACUGAACACUUCCAUACAGGAGAGACAGGCUCUGGAGGAGCAGUUGACACGCAUGAAAGCCGAGAGUGAAGCUAACAAGGAGGAUGCCACGGCAGCACCCACUACUGAUGCCACUGACAGCGCAAACCAGCCGCAGGUUGCUACUGAACAGAAUGCUGCGGUUGACCAACAACUCGACGCGGUUCGCAAAGAGCUUGAGGUUGCAAGGAAAGAGAAGGAAGACGUCGAAGCACAACUUGCAAAUAUCCGCCAAGAACUUGAGACCGCUCGAACUGAAAGAGAUCAAGCCGCAGCUAGAGCAGCUCAAGCCGAAGCAGCAAAGCCUGCACCGCAAGCCGAUACUUCAAUGGAUAGUACAGAGGAAGGCCAGGUGGAUGAAACUGCUCCAUCAAAGCCCACCGACGAUGAACGCAAAGCCCUUGAAGAACGCACUCUUGCUGCCGAAACCAGGCUUCAGCAACUCGAGGAGUCUGUCGAAGCUACACUCAAGCAGAGAUCCGAGAAGAUGAAGACAGCACUCAACAAGAAGCUCGCCGAAUCAAGAGACACUACCAAGGCUGCUCUCGAAGCGGAAUAUGCUCUCAAACUUGAGCAAGAAAGAAAAAUAUGGCUCGCCGAACAAGGCGCUACUGAGCCAAAGGUGCCGGCCACUCCGAAGACUGAAAGUGCUCCAGAGGCUGCACCGCCAGCUACUCCCUCAACACCAUCGGCAAAACCUCCUACUCCAAUGGGCGAACUCACCAACCUCACCGAUGAACAAGUGCGGACUCUUCUCACCACAAACGCCACACUGAAGAAUAUUUUCACUGGAAACAUCAGGAAAAAGAUUGAAGAGCAGACCAAGAAAUUGAAGGAAGAGUUCGAGAAGGAGAAGGAAGAGGUUGUGAAGAAGGCUGAUGAAGCAAAGACUAAGGCUGUAAUCAUGGAGGGCAAAAAAUCAGAGCUAAAAAUCAACUUGACCAACAACAAGGUUAAGAUGGCUGCAGCUAAACUGGAGGUCGUCGAGAAAGCUGCUACUGACACGCCUGACAAGCCUGUUGGCGAAGUUUGGGAGAUUGCCAAGAACGCGAAGCCGCCGCCCAAUGUCGUCCCUGCCCCGGCACCGACUCCAGCCGCUGGCUCUGCUAUCCCUACUCCAGGUGCCAAACCUGAGGGAGCUCCAGCCGCGUCCGGCAUUCGAGCACCGUCUGUUUCUGUUCCAGGAACAUCGCAAGGCUCGCGUCCAUCGACCCCCUCUACCCAACAACCCCAGGCAGCGCCGGCAGCUACGACUCCACAAGGCCCGGCUCAAGCCAAUACUGCUCAGGCACAAGGUUCAAACAUACCUGCUCCGUCUGGAAUACCAUCAGCACCAGGAGGGCCCCGUACUGGUCUUCCUGUACCUAGAGGCGGCGGCGCUCCACGCGGAAGAGGUGCGUACCAAGCGCCUCGCGGACAGAGCGGCAUUGGGCGCGGGAGAGGUGGAGGUCAGAACCAAAGAGGCGGAAUGAACGCUGGUGCUCCAACAUUUGCUCCAAAUGCUGGAACCAAGCGACCGCAUGACGAUGGUGGAGGCGUAGGACAGCAGAAGCGGAUGAGAGGUGGUGGUGGCGGUGGUGGUGGACAAUAAGGGUGAUUUGCAAUGGUAAUAUGGAGAAGGGGGGAUGGUAUUUGGAAGGAAACUGGACUUGACGUGCAUUUCAUUUGUUGCUAUGUAUUAUAUUGUGUUGCAUAGUUUACGUGGGCUGGCUGGCUAUAUUGAGCAUUGGCUUAGGCUCAGGCGUAUGAAUGGGGAGGGGAAGCUUUGGUUGGGACUGAGAAAAUGGAGCCCACGGUGGUGGAUGGAAAAUAAAUACAAUUAAGGACUUCAAAG
This is a messenger RNA of Pseudogymnoascus verrucosus, 6571 nucleotides long. RefSeq lists its product as uncharacterized. The transcript has 3 exons. The record is from RefSeq and is a predicted model, not a curated record. Lineage: Eukaryota; Fungi; Ascomycota; Leotiomycetes; Thelebolales; Thelebolaceae. Gene Ontology annotation, biological process: mRNA export from nucleus; protein import into nucleus. Gene Ontology annotation, cellular component: nuclear pore. Gene Ontology annotation, molecular function: structural constituent of nuclear pore. Bases 266 to 6328 code for a protein of 2020 amino acids.